GUGAUUAAAUCAGUAUGGCGGAGCUGCGGGCUCAAUGAUUUCUUACAGUACCGACGGGUCCUAAAACCCUGCACACGGAUGCUCUCCGACAGUGGAAGAAAAGCAGCAGUUUGCACCCGUCAAUUCAGCCUGACUGUUUGGUGGAAGGAAUCUUGCUCCAACACACCACUGAGGUCUCCACCUGUGGCUCGCUGUGAUGAAGUCCUGAGAAACGACUCCCCCGUGUCCCUCCUUCGCCUGGCUGUGCAGCACAUGGUGGUCAAUACCCCCACCACAGAGGUGCGCUGACACCCUCACUGCUCUCCUCUGCUUCCCCAUCAAGUCUGCACCUGCACCAGCAACCACAGCAAUGAGCUCUCACAGUCGACAAGGUGGAUUGACCAGCAAGGAGCAGCCUCUUGAGCUUCUCAAACCAACUUCACACAACCAUUUUGUUGAUCUUCAAAAUCACAAGGGGAAGGCAGAUUUUCCCCCAGGAAAAGUAGUGUCUGUGUGGAUGUGAGCACAGCAACGCUGCCCACGCAGGUGCCCCACACCACCACAGCCAUCCUUCCCAUGGACCUGCGCGUUGUGGACCACCCUCACCACCACCACCAGCAGCAGCCCCCCUUUGGCCUGGUUCCCCCACCCCACCCUACACCGGCCACCUCCACAGCUUGUCCCGCAUCAUCCGAGACAGGCCGGGGCCCAGUCAUUGGCCACCAGGAGCAGCACCUGCAGCAGGAACUGGUGGCUCUCAAACACAAGCAGCAGCUCCAGAGGCAGCUGCUGAUCGCAGAGUUUCAGAGGCAGCAUGAACAGCUAUCACGACAACAUGAAGCUCAGCUGCAGGAACAUAUCAAGCACCAACAAGAUUUACUGGCGCUCAAGCACCAACAAGAGCUGUUGGAGCAUCACAGGAAGAUUGAGCAGCAACGUCAUGAGCAGCAGCUGGAGAAGCAGCAGCGAGAACACAAACUCCAACAGCUCAAACAUAAGGAGAGGGGACAAGAGAGUGCAGUCGCCAGUACAGAGGUAAAGAUGCGACUUCAGGAAUUUGUCCUGAACAAGAAGAAAGCCUUGGCUCAGCGAAACCUAAACCACUGUCUGCCCAGUGACCCACGCUACUGGUAUGGAAAAACCCAGCAUAGCUCUUUGGACCAGAGCUCACCUCCCCAAACAGCAUUGUCAGCGUACAACCAUCCAGUGCUGGGGACAUACGACUCUAAAGAUGACUUCCCACUCCGCAAAACAGCCUCUGAGCCCAAUCUCAAGCUUCGUUCCAGGCUAAAGCAGAAGGUGACAGAGCGUCGCAGCAGCCCUCUGCUCCGCAGGAAAGACGGACCCAUCACUACUGCCAAGAAGCGGUCUCUAGAUGUGGCUGAGUCUGCAUGCAACAGUGCACCAGGCUCAGGUCCAAGUUCUCCCAACAACAGCUCCAGUAACAUCCCCAGUGAGAACGGGGUCACAAUCUCCAGCAGCCCAGGAGAGGCCUCCCUGCUUCAGAGGUUGGCAGCAAGAGAAGGUUCAGUGAGCCAGCUCUCUCUCUACACCUCACCGUCUCUGCCCAACAUCACCCUGGGACUGCCAGCCACAGGUCCUGCAAGCACUGUGGUAUCAGGACACAAAGAUAGUGAGAGUCAUCUGGCACUGCCUGCAUUACAGCAGGGCAUUCCACUGACCUCUCCUUUCCUGCCCACUGCCCACCUGCCCUCCUACUUGGCAUCUUCAGCACUGGACAGGGAGGGAGCAGGAGGGGGUACGACUGGUCACAACCCCCUCCUCCAACACAUGGUGCUGCUGGAGCAGAGCCACAGUCCAAUGGUUGGUCUGGGUGGCCUGCCACUACCAUCACCCUCUGUUUCCAAGCUUGUGCGGGGCCACCGUCCCCUGGGGAGAACCCAGUCGGCCCCCCUGCCCCAGCAGCAGUGUGGACAGGCCCAGGCCCUGCAGCAGUUGGUGGUCCAGCAGCAGCACCAGCAAUUCCUGGAGAAGCACAAACAACUAUUCCAACAACAGCAGCAGCAGCACAUCAUCAACAAGAUCAUGUCCAAGCCCAGUGAUCAGGUCUCAGCAGCAGGCUCCGGUGCCUCGGGACCAGGCAGACAGCACCAGAGUCACCCAGAGGAGACGGAAGAGGAGCUCAGGGAGCACCAGGGACUCUCCUCAUCCUCCUCCUCGUCCUCUUCUACCUCUGUGCAGGAGACAGGGAUUGUACGGGGGAUUGUCAUCAAGCAGGAGCCCCCAGACCCCCAGGAGCAGGAGGAGAGGGAGCAAAGGGAGAGACAGGCUGACCAGGACUUCCUGUUCAAACAGCAGGCUCUGCUGUUAGAGCAGCAGCGGAUCCACCAGUUGAGGAACUACCAGGCUUCCAUGGAAGCAGCCGGGCUAUCAGUCAGCUUUGCUGGACAUCGGCCCCUGUCCAGGGCUCAGUCAUCUCCUGCCUCUUCCUCCUUCCCCAUGGUGGUACAGGAACCACCAGCCAAGCCUCGAUUCACUACAGGUCUUGUGUAUGACUCCUUGAUGCAGAAGCACCAGUGUAUGUGUGGCAAUACCACCAGUCAUCCAGAGCAUGCUGGCCGUAUUCAGAGUAUCUGGUCCCGACUACAAGAGACAGGCCUCAGAGCACACUGUGAGUGUAUCCGUGGUAGGAAGGCCUCGUUGGAAGAGUUACAAACAGUUCACUCAGAGGCCCACGUCUUACUGUAUGGAACUAACCCACUGCGACAGAAACUAGAUUGCUCAGUAAGUCCCAUGUUUGUGAGGUUACCGUGUGGAGGCAUCGGGGUGGACAGCGACACCAUUUGGAAUGAAGUCCAUUCGUCCAGUGCGGCUCGUCUGGCUGUCGGCUCUGUGGUGGAGCUUGUCUUCAAAGUAGCAUCAGGAGAACUGAAGAAUGGUUUUGCUGUAGUUCGACCACCUGGUCAUCAUGCUGAGGAGAGCACACCCAUGGGCUUCUGUUAUUUCAAUUCAGUCGCCAUAGCAGCCAAGCUCCUGCAGCAGAGGCUCAAUGUCAGUAAAAUCCUCAUCGUGGACUGGGAUGUUCACCAUGGCAAUGGCACCCAGCAGGCCUUCUACGCUGACCCCAGUGUCCUUUACUUGUCUCUUCAUCGCUAUGAUGACGGAAACUUCUUCCCGGGCAGUGGAGCUCCUGAUGAGGUGGGCAGUGGAGCAGGUGUCGGCUUCAAUGUGAACAUGGCCUUUACUGGAGGAUUGGAGCCUCCCAUGGGCGAUGCAGAGUAUCUAACCGCAUUCAGAACGGUGGUCAUGCCUAUCGCCAACGAGUUUGCCCCAGACAUGGUUCUGGUAUCUUCUGGCUUUGAUGCAGUGGAUGGACAUGCGCCACCAUUGGGAGGAUACAAACUGACAGCCAAAUGCUUUAGCUACCUGACCAGGCAGCUGAUGGGUCUGGCAGGCGGUCGGCUGGUGCUUGCCUUGGAGGGGGGUCACGACCUCACAGCCAUAUGUGAUGCCUCCGAAGCCUGCAUCUCUGCUCUGCUUGGGAAUGAGUUGGACCCCAUUCCUGACGAGGUGCUGCAACAGAGACCCAACGCCAAUGCUGUACACUCUAUGGAGAAAGUAAUUGAAAUUCACAGUAAAUACUGGCGCUCGUUGCAACGCUCUGCUUCCACACUCGGUUGUUCACUGAGCGAAGCCCUCCAACGGGACACUGAGGAAGCUGAAACUGUCUCCGCCAUGGCCUCAUUGUCUGUCGCCAACAAGCACAUUGGAAACAGAGCUGAAGAGGAACCAAUGGAAGAGGAAGCUCCCAUGUAAGGAAACAUCCCUAAUCUUUGACCACUCAGACCAGUCUUGAUCUUUGACUGUUUCCUCAUCUAGUCGGUUCUAGUUUAAACUCCUCUCCUAUGUCUGACCCCUGCCGGAUCAAGCUGGCAUCUCGUGGGAGGACAAGGAGAGCUGACAAAAAUGGCACUCUGAGGAAACGGACCACUGAAGAUGAGCGAUGCAUUCACUGAUCAGCAGUGCACCAAGUGAUCAGCAUAAAUGUGCUGCGUUGCAUUGCACUUCAAGACCUUGAAAAUAAGAGGAUUUACUCACCCAUCCCACAAAGACAGCCUCGAGUGCCAGUGCUUUUAAACACUAGACAGAUGUACUUUUUGAUUGCCAGUCAGAACCGUACACCGAGGAUGUACAGUCGUCUACUUUUCAUAUUAUUCUGUUCUUUCUGUGCUUUAUCGCCAUCUUCUCACUUUCAUCAAGACCACCAGAGCUAUUGUGAUUGUGUCUGCACUAAGGAUGGAUUCCUGCUCUUUCAAGAUAUCUAAAUGAGAGGAACAAAAUUUCCUGCAAUUUUCCGAGGUUGUUAAAGGUUACAGGAGAGAGAGGUCAGCAGAUUUCCAGGACUCCAAAAUUACUGACAGUAAAAGACUGUGCAUUUGUGCCUUUUUUUCCAACCUGGUGGAUUUUCUUUUGAACUCCACUGAAAGAGCUUUGCCUUAAAAACAGGUUUGGGAACGAGGCCUCUUCUCCCCAACCCCUUAAACAUUUUAUCCUGGCAAGUCAUCCACUGCCUGCAUGUUGUUGGCACAUAGACUGGAGGACCUUCUUGGCAUGUUUACCUAUAAUUCCCUGCUACCAGCCUACUGUCUCUCCCUUCAUCUUUGCAUUUUCCGCUCAUUUUCAAUCUCAGCUUGGAAGGUAGUUCCCAGCCACAAGUUGGAGGUGGCUCUGUUUAAAAGGAAGGUAGAGGCGGGAUUUGUAUUAUUGUAUAAUCGUGUAUCACGUAGGCAUCGAUUCUUCUUUAUCAGUGGAAGAGUUAAGUAGCAUGCACUUUACUAAAACAACAGGACUUCUGAGUAGUAGAAUCCUGUUUUACUGUAUGUAGUAGUUAGACAACAAUGAAGCCAAAGCAUGACUAUCGUCUCUGUAGAGUCAAACCACUUGCAGUCCCACACACAGAACACAGACUUAGCAGUGACAAUUCCUACAUUAGAAUUUUUGCAGAAUAUUGACGGAUGGAAAGGAAUUAAUCUCACAUGGGCCAAUUUGUUGAAGCAGCCCUCUCUUUAAGACAAAUGUGUCUCCCUGGUAACAAGGACCAUACCACCUGGGAUUUUCCAGAGGCUCCCACAGCUGGUUUAACAUCUUUAGGCCCUUGUUAAGCACAUCUGCUCUCCAAAUGUCAGGUGCUGUGAGCCAGGUGUGUGUACGUCUGUCUGUUCAUAUACAGUGAAGCACAAGCUGCUCUUUAUAAAUAUUCAGUAGUAUAAUAGUAUCAUUUGAAGACUUCAUUUUCUUUUGACUCCUCAACCGGUCAAAUUCAUGUAUUUGCAUCUUUAAAUAGCACAUGUAGCUCAGUCUGUCCUCUGGAUUCUGAAUGUCCCCUGUAGGGUUACAGGAACAGUUUAUUAAACCUGAAUGCUGUACACCAUCUGCAUCCUUUUCAAUCAAGGUUUUAAAACAUUUAAGAAAGCAGGAGUUAUUAUUAUAUUUUUAGCUCAAUGAUUUGAAUAUUUUGGAACUAAAUCCACAAUAAAGCUGCCAGUCAGAGCUCAGUCUAAAAAAUCACACUGUGCAACACACACCAGCCUCCAGAUUAGUUUUUUGUAUGAUUCUGACUGGUAAAAUCAUCACAAACUGUUUUUCAUUUUGCCAACAUGUCUGGUGAGCCAGUGCAAGCUUCCUGUGUGUAACCAUCCUUCCAACUUGUGUUUGGCCCUCUGGGCAACUACCUUCUGCCACCUUUAUUCCAUCUACAGGCUGAUCAUACGUUUAAUGUAUUUUUUUUCAUGAACAGGAAACAGAGUGCUGUGGUGUUUACUGUUGUUUACUGUACAUAGGACACUGAUCUCCUGAGUAUUCCUGCCACACACACACACACACACACACACACACACACACACACACACACACACACACACACACACACACACACACACACACACACACACACACACACACACACACACACACACAGCUAUCAAUGACUACUUUUGUUGAUUUUUUUCCCUUUUCCCAUUCGUCUUUUUUUCUGGUUUUGUUGCCCUUUCAGUGGACUCUAGUGACUUAUUUUUGUACUUUUUUAAAUGUGUUUUCUUGUCGUCUUGUACAUGUCACCCACUCUCUCUUCUCUGUUUCUCUGUUACAUUGUAAAACUGACAAACUUCACAACAGGUGAAGGUUCAGACUCUGUUUUUUGCAGACAUUACAUGUAUACGUUUUCUGGGUUCAGGGUUUUUGUGGGAGUGUGGGGAUGCUAAUGUUUCUACUUUGUAUAAUGAUGGACAAUUGUGUAUUUACUGUCUGUUCAUAGUAGAUUUAUAUAUAAAAAGAAAUGAGUAUAUUAUAUAUAUCUAUACAUAAUGAAAUAUUAUGAUCUUGUUUUUGAAGUUGGUAUUGGAAAACAAUACUUUUAAUGGGUCUUGCAAACAGUCGGCCCUUUUAGGGUGUUCAUGUUGGCACCAUUUGCUGUUCUGGUUACAGCUGAUUACACGUUCAGCAGCAUUUUACUGGCUGUCUUUUUGUCUUUCAACAGUGAUGACUAGUUUUUCAUUUUAUUUAUCCCGUUAGUACCACAACACUGUUACAGUAGGUGUGCAGUUGCCGUCUGCUCAGCCUCACAUAUUCAUGCACAUAUUUGUACUAUUCCAUACUUUUUUGAUGUUAUGUGUGUCGACGUGAUUGUAGAAAAAACACAAAUCUUGCCUGGCAUCUUUUAAGUAUUUGAAGAAAUGUGCAACUACACUUUAAAAUCUGGAUACCGCACUUCUCAAAAAUGACCAGUGUUUGUUCUUUUUCCAUAAAAGCUUCCAAGUUCAUCCUCUAACAUCUUUGAAAGAACAAGAAAAAUGGGAAAUAUUUGAGUCUGAUGUGCCUUUCCCCUAUGUUAAAUCACUAUGAUGGGAAUUUCAAAUGAUGUUACCUUACCAUCACUUAUUUUCUUAACAGGCCAAAUACCCUUGGUUUUAAUUUAAAUCACCAUUUGUCGAGUUUGCAUCUAAUUCAUCGAUGUGGUAUGCAAGUGAUGCCUUUGGGCUUUCAGGAGUUGCCUGUUGUUAAGCAACACUUUUCCUGUAUCCAAAAAGAUUGCAGGCGUUUGAUCCAUGCAGCAGCCCACAUGUCUUCUCUUUCUUGGCAGACACAAAAACUCCAUUCCUUGCUUUUACUGUACAAGGACCAAUUUUUAAAAAACAGAAUGUCUUUAAAAAAAAAACAAAAAAAAAACAGAAAAGACAUGAUUACAUUGUCCUAUGCUGAAUUUUCAGUCAGACUUGUAAGGAGAAAAUUGAAUCACUUUGACUGAAUGUAUCUGACAUCUACUGGCAGAGAGAUGACGGCUCUCACUGCAAACACACUUUUAAUUUCACAUGUCCUCAAUUUACAUCCUCUUCCACCUCAGAAAUUUACAGGAACAAGGAAAAAUGUAGACACAUCAGUCCAAGUUUUUAAUAAAUUGUGUACCAUAAUGUAGGACUUGCCCAAAAGAGUAUUUUCAGAAGGGCUUUAUAGGGCAUCAACUCCUUAAUUUUAUUUUAUAUUUUGCAUUUUUUGUGCAUUCCCUUUUGAGACACCUACACAGACACGUCACUUUCUCAUGUAUUGUAAUUUCAGACCAAUGUGUUGUGUGAUACAUGCAUGCAGGGUGGUUGGGAUAUGAAAACACAUAUAAUGAGGCUGUCCGGAAUAUCAACUCAACAGGGACAGGCUGACAUCUCAUUUUAAUACACUUGAAGAGAUGCUUUUCAGUAACCCAGCCCAGAACAUUCCCAGAACCUUUGCACAGCAUUGCCAGUCAUUUCUACUGUUUAAUGCUUUGGUUUCUCAAACGCAGCCAAAACUAGCACUGUCUGGCCAUCUGUCUACACUGUUAGUCUUAAAACAAUGUCCAGUAACCAAAAAGAAAGAAAAAAAACAGAAA
Molecule: messenger RNA, 7858 nt
Organism: Amphiprion ocellaris (clown anemonefish)
Lineage: Eukaryota; Metazoa; Chordata; Actinopteri; Pomacentridae
Gene: hdac4
Product: histone deacetylase 4
Exons: 29
Coding region: 556-3756 (1066 amino acids)
Biological process (GO): chromatin organization; negative regulation of transcription by RNA polymerase II
Cellular component (GO): histone deacetylase complex
Molecular function (GO): histone deacetylase activity
Source: RefSeq, a predicted model, not a curated record